GUUAAAUGCAGUGAGCGUCGGUGUACGUAAAAUGGCGGACGGUGACAUUGAUUUGUACGCCGACGAUCUCGAGCAAGAUUUCGCGCAGGAUGAAUUUGCUGGUGAUGGUGUUGAUUUGUAUGAUGAUGUGAUAGCAGCUCCAGCUGGUGGUAAUGGUGGUGUUUCUACGGGAAACAGUGGAGAUGGUGGAGGUGAUACUACUUCACCAAAUGAAGAAACAAACGGUAGUGCACCUUACCAUCAACUUGGGAAUAAUAUCCAACCAAAUCAGAUUGGAAGACGCCAUCAACUAUAUGUUGGAAAUUUGACUUGGUGGACAAGUGAUCAAGACAUAACUGAUGCAGUACAAAGUAUUGGUGUAUCAGAUUUUGUUGAAGUCAAAUUUUUUGAAAAUCGAGCCAAUGGACAAUCUAAGGGUUUUUGUGUGAUAUCCCUGGGUUCAGAACAAAGUAUGAGAAUAUGUAUGGAAAGAUUACCUAAAAAAGAAUUGCAUGGACAGAAUCCAGUAGUAACAUUUCCCACUAAACAAGCUUUGAAUCAAUUUGAGUCUCAGUGUAAGACACGUCCAGCUCCUGCUCCCCAACAGAGUCAGAGUCAACGCCCCCAUAAUCCACAUCAACAUCAGCCACCAAUGCCACCUCAUCAACAGCACCCACAACAUCCCCAACACCCUCAACAUUCACAACAAAAUCAUGGUCCUAGGAUGAUGAUGGGCCCUCCACAGGGUGUAAGACCACAGAGAAUGCCACCUCCAGGCAUGGGUCCACCAGGUCCAGGUGGGCCUGGGCAGCAAGGUCCACCACGUAUGCACGGUCCACCAAUGGGUCCUGGACCAGGACCACAUCAUCCUUUACCUGGUCAUCCCAAUCAAGGUCCACCACCUCCUGGUUAUCAACAAGGGCCAUGGAAUGGACCAAGACCCAAUGGUCCUCCUGGACCACCAAGAGGUCCAAGUGGACCUGGUGGUCCACCACAACAAGGGCCACCAGGACCAGGUCCUGGUCAACAUCGACCUCCUGGAAUGAGUUGCACUAGAGACCUUUCAGAAGCCAGUUACCAUAUACCACAGCAAUUUCAUGGUGGUCCACCUGGUCCACCUGGUCAAGGACCUCCACGUGGUCCACCUGGGCAUCCUGGUGGACCUCCAGGUGAUCCAAGAGGUGCCCAACCACGUCCUGAAUGGAAUAGACCACCAGGAAUGCAUCACGGGCCUCAGGGACCACCAGGUUUCCCUCAACAUCAACAUAUGCAAGGUCCGCAACCUGGCCAAGGCCCACCACAGAGAGGACCUCCUCCAGGUUCUAUGGGUGGAAUGUUACCAGGUCCAGGAGGACCACCACCUGGCCAUGGAGGCCCACCUCAAGGACCACCACAAGGGCCCCCAGGAGGGCCUGCUCCACAUGUGAAUCCAGCAUUUUUCCCACAAGGACCACCUCAUCAGCAUCCAGGACAACAUCCACCAGGUCCUCCUGGUCCACCUCAUGGGCCACCUCAUGGUCCACCACAUGGUCCACCUCAUGGUCCACCUCAUGGACCUCCACAUGGUCAGCCACAUGGACCACCCCAUGUCCCACCUCAUGGCUAUGGACCACCUGCAGCACAGCCACCUUACGGUGCACCAGGACCUGAUCACCGCCCAGAAGGUCCUCCUCCUCUUACAGAGCAAGAAUUUGAAGAAAUUAUGGGCAGAAAUAGAACUGUUUCUUCUUCUGCUAUUGCUCGAGCAGUAUCUGAUGCUGCGGCAGGAGAAUACGCAAGCGCCAUAGAAACUUUAGUUACAGCCAUUUCUUUGAUAAAACAAUCUAAGGUUGCUGCAGAUGAUAGAUGUAAGAUUUUAAUCAGUUCUCUUCAAGACACUUUACGUGGUGUCGAGACCAAGAGCUACGGAUCCGCACGUAGGGAACGAUCACGCUCACGCGAUAGGGAACGUAGUCACAGAAGAAGACGUGAGCGGUCAAGGAGUCGCGACAGGGAAUAUAGAGAAAGAAGCAGGGACAGAGAUAGAGAGCGUGACAGGGAACGCGAUCGUGAAAGGGAGAGGGAUCGUGAUCGUGACAGAGAACGUUAUUACAGUGAACCAUAUCCACGGGAGAGAUCACGAAGCAGGGAGAGGGAUCGUGAACGUGAAAGAGAUCGGGAAUAUAGAGAGCGAAGCAGAGAAGAAAGUACGACACGUCAGUCAGCCAGGCCAAGAGUAAAAGAAGAACCGCCAGAGACGGCUCCCGUCUCGUCUUCCAAGGCGUCUAGGUAUUAUGACGAUCGCUACAGAGAGCGUGAACGAGACAGAGAUCGAGAACGAGAGUCGAGCCGGAGACCAUCAGAGAGAGAACGAGAACCGGAGCGUGAACGGGAACGAGAGCGAGAAAGAGAUCGUCGUGACGAACGUGGAGACUCUUCGCAUCGUUCGAGGCAUUAAAAGCGAUAUCAAGCAGGAGAGAAAAAGGAUUCUUGUUGAAAAUCAAAGAUAACAGGAAACAGAGAGACUAAAAAUGAAAGGGGAAGACAAUGAAGAUGGUUGUGUAGCAUACAGUGAUCGCGGGAUCUUACCGUUGACUUUUUUGCAAACUUCAUCAAGAAACGGACCCAAGAGGAUACACACACCUUUAUCUCCUGAGGACACACGUCUAUCUUCUGUAUUUUGUCUGAAUAUCACAGUACCUCGAUACUUUCUCGACUGAUCAAGGAAACCGUUGGUUUUGGCAUGACAAGAAAUACGAUGAAUUUGAAAUUAAUUAGUUUUCGUAUAAAAUUGGUCUCGAUUCCAUUUGUGAUUGAUUUUGUAUCUGGAAAUUUAGA
Molecule: messenger RNA, 2796 nt
Organism: Eufriesea mexicana
Lineage: Eukaryota; Metazoa; Arthropoda; Insecta; Hymenoptera; Apidae
Gene: Cpsf6
Product: cleavage and polyadenylation specificity factor subunit 6
Exons: 12
Coding region: 32-2416 (794 amino acids)
Molecular function (GO): RNA binding
Source: RefSeq, a predicted model, not a curated record